Messenger RNA from Pteronotus mesoamericanus, 876 nucleotides. It is a transcript of the gene RGR, whose product is annotated as retinal G protein coupled receptor. Gene Ontology annotation, biological process: G protein-coupled receptor signaling pathway; visual perception; phototransduction. The record is from RefSeq and is a predicted model, not a curated record. Lineage: Eukaryota; Metazoa; Chordata; Mammalia; Chiroptera; Mormoopidae. Gene Ontology annotation, molecular function: G protein-coupled photoreceptor activity. Gene Ontology annotation, cellular component: plasma membrane. The transcript has 7 exons. The coding region runs from base 1 to 876 and encodes 291 amino acids.
AUGGCAGAGUCCGGGUCCCUGCCCACAGGAUUUGGGGAAAUGGAGGUGCUGGCUGUGGGGAUGGUGCUGCUGGUGGAAGCUCUCGCCGGUCUCAGCCUCAAUAGCCUGACCAUCCUCUCUUUCUGCAAAAACCCGGAGCUUCGGACCCCUAGCCACCUGCUGGUGCUGAGCUUGGCUCUGGCGGACAGUGGGAUCAGCCUGAAUGCCCUCAUUGCAGCCAUAUCCAGCCUUCUUCGGCGUUGGCCCUAUGGUUCAGACGGCUGUCAGGCUCACGGCUUCCAAGGCUUUGCAGCAGCAUUGGCCAGCAUCUGCAACAGCGCAGCCAUUGCUUGGGGGCGCUAUCAUCACUACUGCACCCGCAGUCGAUUGGCAUGGGACACAGCUGUAUCCUUGGUGCUCUUCGUGUGGCUGUCUUCUGCCUUCUGGGCAGCACUGCCGCUCCUAGGCUGGGGCCACUAUGGCUAUGAGCCUCUGGGGACAUGCUGCACCCUGGACUACUCCAGGAGGGACAGAAACUUCACCAGCUUCCUCUUCACCAUGGCGUUUUUCAACUUCCUCCUGCCCCUCUUCAUCACACUCAUAUCAUACCGGCUCAUGGAGGAGAAACUUGGGAAGACAGGCCAUCCCCAGGUAAACACCACUCUGCCAGCCAGGAUACUGCUGCUCGGCUGGGGCCCCUAUGCCCUCCUGUAUCUGUACGCAGCCAUCACAGAUGUGACCCUCAUCUCCUCCAAGCUGCAGAUGGUACCCCCUCUUAUGGCCAAAAUGGUGCCCAUAGUCAAUGCUGUGAACUAUUUCCUGGGCAGCGACAUGGUCCACAGAGGAAUCUGGCAGUGCCUCUCAUCACAGAGAAGUGAGCGGGACCGAGCACAUUGA